Messenger RNA from Culex pipiens pallens (northern house mosquito), 1304 nucleotides. RefSeq names its product lipopolysaccharide-induced tumor necrosis factor-alpha factor homolog. The record is from RefSeq and is a predicted model, not a curated record. The transcript has 3 exons. The coding region runs from base 135 to 482 and encodes 115 amino acids. NCBI's taxonomy places the organism in Eukaryota, Metazoa, Arthropoda, Insecta, Diptera, Culicidae. Gene Ontology annotation, molecular function: zinc ion binding.
AUCGCUGCACUGAUAAGUGUACAAAAUGAAGUACUGGAUACCGAUAUCGGGCGGAAGGUUAUUCCAGGUGUGUCCGUUGGCCGUUGAGGUUGGUUUGGAGAAAUUUUUAAGGAAGCAGCAAGGUUUUUUUUGCAAUGGAAAAGGGACCACCGAGCUAUGAACAGGCUCAUGCGCCAGCUCCCGCGGCCUAUCCUCAUCCUGUUCAGCAAGCUCCGACUAGUUUUCAAAACCAAACUACCGUGAUCGUUACGAGCGCCCAGGUCGGUCCAGAUCCAACGACCCUGAUGUGCCCGUCGUGUCGAGCCACCAUCGUGACCAGGUUGGAGUACGAAACAACCACCCGGACCCACGUUUGCGCAGCGAUUCUGUGUCUGUUUAUCUGCUGGCCCUGCGUCUGCAUACCGUACUGUUCGACGUCGUGCCGAGACGCGAACCACUACUGCCCCAACUGUGGCUCCUACAUCGGAACAUAUCGCAAGUAGACACAGCUCUCGAAAGCUCGUUCUACCACAGUUGAGCUACGCGCGAAUGCUUUCAUCGACCCAAGUUCCAGCGUAGCAAACAGUAACGUAGAUGUUGUCCGUAGGCGUAACGCCUCAGCUGUUCGUAACCGUAACGUGUCUGCAGUGUAGUGGAUUAGAUCAUAACCUCAAUUUUGUACUGUACACAUGUGUGCAGCAUAGAGUGAGCGGAACGGGGGGGGGGGAACGUUAGUGGACGGCCAUGAGCAUAAAUUAAAUCGAACUUUCCAGCACGACUUAGGGAUGGCCUCCCCACCUUAAAAAGAAGAGAAAUAACCCACGCACAUGAAGAACAAACAUGGAUUGGGCAACAUUCGACAACGAUUCAAAGUGGCUUAUACUAAGAAAAACACACGAAAAAAAAUGCGUGCGUAGCCCCGGCGGUCCAGCAGAGGAAGGUGAUGAAAAAAGAGAGAAGUUUGUUUGAAAAAUAUAUUUUAUCGAGGUCGAAGCAGUUCAGUGGCUUAGAGACUUAGAGGUUUUUUUUGUGGAAACACCAGAUAGAGUAAACAGACACACACAAAAACGCGAGGAAUAAAGCGAACGUUGCAGCGCGAUAGCAAGGCAAGAGGAGUUUGGAUUUAAGUUAGGUACACACGCGCGCAGAUACGAUGAAAUUGUCUUACUCUUGCUUGUAAAAUAAAUAUGGCUUAAAUUAAUGGAACAAUAUGGCUAUUGCAGCAGCAGAAGCCGCCAGCAGUGUUUAAUGUGGCGGCUUAGAUUUACAUGUUUAAUCGUUUAUAAGAGGUAGUUGAAAUAAAGGUGAAUAAUAAAACAAAUAGA